Messenger RNA from Neolamprologus brichardi, 2322 nucleotides. The record is from RefSeq and is a predicted model, not a curated record. NCBI's taxonomy places the organism in Eukaryota, Metazoa, Chordata, Actinopteri, Cichliformes, Cichlidae.
AGUCAAACUGAACUGAUAUGUCCAUUUUUAGUAGAUUAACAAAAACACCUGUGCUUUAUUUUUUUUUGCUUGUAUGUGUCCAUCAGUGUGCAUGUGUGACAGUGUGCAUGUCUCAGUGCAGAAGGAAAAGCAGUAUGCAAUCCUCUUCCAGUCCGUGGUCCUCUCGUGUCAGUACCAGACGUCCUCCGUCCAGCUCCCGGUGGUGCAGUGGUGGUACAAGUCCUACUGUCGAGACCGCACGCAGGAGUCCUUCUCCCUUUCGGAGACCCUGGGCAUCAAGACCUCAGCGCUGGGACCCAAGUCCCACCUGGAGUGCUCCGACAACACCCGCACAGUUCGGGUAGUGGCAUCGUCCCAGGGAGCCUCCAUGACGCUGGCUGAGCACUACAAAGGCAGAGACAUCAGCAUCAUAAACAAAGCAGACCUGCGUAUUGGGGAGCUGCAGUGGGGCGACAGCGGGGUGUAUUUCUGCAAAGUCGUGAUCGCUGAUGAUCUGGAGGGGAAGAACGAGGAUCAGGUGGAAUUACUGGUGCUCGGCCGGACAGGUGAGCAGCAAGAUCUACUCCCUGAGUUUGAUUUGGAGAUUAUGCCAGAAUGGGCGUUUGUGGGAUCUGUAGUCCUGGGCAGCAUCUUGCUCCUGCUGUUGUUGGGGAUCUGCUGGUGCCAGUGCUGUCCUCACUCCUGCUGCUGCUACGUCCGCUGCUGCUGCUGCCCUGACACUUGCUGCUGCCCACGACACCUGUAUGAAGCGGGGAAGAUGGCAAAGAGCAGACAGCCUGCUGCUCAGGUCCCUGUGUAUCCCUAUUACAUUCCUGGUAUACCUACUGUGGUCCCUGUGGCCUCUUCCUCUUACACGGACACAAAGAUCAACUCGAUCCCCUCAGUGGAGAAUAACCUGUCUGGAGCAGCCAGGAGCGUAUCAGAGCUCAGCUCGCUUCAUGAUGGAGGGACUACAGACUUCAGAAACACCUUUCAGGCGGUCCAGAUGAAAGCACUUCCACCUAUCGCAGACCUCGAUGACCUGUCGGUGCGGAGAGCAGCUCCACCUACACAAAGCCGAAGACUCAGACAAGACAGAAUUAACCACUCAGAUGAUGAACUGGACCGCAGGUGGAACUGCCGAUCAGAGAACCUGCAGAGAAAGACGUUGGGCAGAAGAGGGCGCACGGGCUCUCUGGAUGAGCUGGAGGAAUUCGCUCGGUCUUAUAGCACACAUGGACGUCGGGGUGCGCCAUCAGACCGGCCUUAUGAGCGGGAUUACAGCCCUCCCAGGCGCUCCUAUAGAAAUGAACAUGAUGGCUGGGGGCGCCGCAGCCCGUCACCAGUACUGCAAAAGAGAAGAGACACAUGGGACAGUGAUCGCCCGUCUCGACUGCCCCAAAGCAGAGCCUAUGAUGACGCCUUGCUCAACAGCAUGCUUGAGAGUAAAACGAGGGGCCGGGGAAGGGACAGAGGUGCUGGGAGGAUGGACGAGGACAGUGACACUCCCUCUAAAGGCAGCUCCAGAGGAAAGGGCAGCGAUAGUUAUUACAGCCGUUCACCUAGCAACCGCCCAGAAGAUGAGGACUCUUUGCCUCCGUACUCUGAGCUCGAGGCUGAGAGAUACCGCAGGGCUGACCAAACUACCGAGCGGUACCGCACAGCAGAACCUCCCAGAUCAGAGAGGUACAGGACCACAGAGGCAGCCAUGAAGCCCUUCUCUUAUACCCGUCCCAACCAGGGAAUGUCCCACACACUGCAAGGGGGCAGAGAGGAGAGAGAAAGGAGCAGAAAUCUGAGCACUGCACUGAGCAGGGACUCACUCAUAGUGUGACAGGGUCUCCAGCCUGGACCCAGCACAGCGCUGCCAGCCUGUGCAUUAAAACUGUCCUGCAGCUGCGCAGGAGAUGCUAACUGUUACAGCUCCAACCACAGCAAGUCAGGCUCAUCUCACUGAAAUAACAUCACUGAAAAACGUCAGUAAUGAAUCCUGAGGAAAAAGUGGAUUUAAUAUUUGUGUUUUUGUACAUGCAUAUCAUAUUUUAUUUGUUUGUUUGUUUUUUAAAUUUGUCUUACUUUGUAUUUCAAUGAUGUAACUGGACUCACACUGGUGCCAAGGACAGAUUUUGUAUUUUAUUUUUUUGUUAUUCAAACAUUUUAGAACAGCAACCAAGCAGCCUCCAGCUUCCAUACUUCUCUACUACUCUCCAGCUCAGGUUUACUUUGUAUUUUUGCUUUUGUCUGUUGUUACCUGUGUUCCUGGAAAUACUGCGCCUUGAAUUUGUACUACAGAUUGCAAUUGCACUGCUUAAUAACUUUUUAAAUAAAGUAAACUUUGCUAUA